Leptopilina heterotoma is the source of this 6937-nucleotide messenger RNA. RefSeq names its product HEAT repeat-containing protein 1. Bases 418 to 6693 code for a protein of 2091 amino acids. The record is from RefSeq and is a predicted model, not a curated record. Lineage: Eukaryota; Metazoa; Arthropoda; Insecta; Hymenoptera; Figitidae. The transcript has 8 exons. Gene Ontology annotation, molecular function: snoRNA binding. Gene Ontology annotation, biological process: positive regulation of transcription by RNA polymerase I; maturation of SSU-rRNA from tricistronic rRNA transcript (SSU-rRNA, 5.8S rRNA, LSU-rRNA). Gene Ontology annotation, cellular component: t-UTP complex; 90S preribosome; small-subunit processome.
UUUUUCUAAAAUCAACAGUAGCAGAUCGAUUUGUAAGAAAAUAUUAAAUUUUCCUAAGUUUAUUUUAAUUUUUGAGUCUUAAAUUAAAAUUAAAAUUAAAAUUUUUGCUUUUGAAAAUUGCUCCUCAACUGUAUGAUUCAACUUUCGCGCUCAAUUUGUGUCUGGUGGGCAAGGUUGGCUAAGGUGAAAUUAAAAAUUCCCUAGAAUUAUUACUAGAUUCUGGGGAUAGUUGAUGCGUAAAAGUACCAACGGCUGUAACAUGCACGUGUUUGUGUCUUUCAAAUAAGUUUAAUAAAAAUCUCUCAAUAAAAUAAUAAUUAUAAUAUUGAGAUGUUCAAUUUUAAUGUUUAUAAAUAAAAAAAAUUUUAUUUUAACACCAAGUGGAAAUUUUGAUUUUUAAUAACAGAAAUAACCAAAAUGACGACGUCUCUUGCGGAACAAUUGAACCGGUUGCGAGCACCUCAAACUACUUUGUUGCUCCAAGACAAGAAAAGGCCUAGUUUGUUAUUUGAUCCUAAGGAUGCUGCUAAUCUUGACAGAGAAAAUGUCUUAAACAUUGGUCUAAGUGGAUUGAAGGAAUUAAUUAAACUAAGCAAUCUUUUUGAAGAAUUCGAAGGAACUUUAUUUGCCCAAAGUUCUUUGAAUUUAGAGCGUGCUGUUCAAGGCUCUAAGCUCAACAAAAAAUUAGAUGCGAAUAUUGAGAAAUUUUUGAUACUCCUAGCUCCUUACUUUCUAUUGGAUUAUUCUCACAAAGCUUUAGAAUGGCUUAUUCGCAGAUUUCGUAUCCACCAGUACAACAGGGAUCAAUUUCUUUUGUUAAUUCUUCCUUACUUCGAGACGCGCAUGUUUGCAAGAGCAUUGCAACUAGUAGAAGUAUCAGAUCCCACCGAUAAAUGGCACUGGUUAAAAUCAGUUCAAAAAACCAGAGGACCUCUCUCAUCAUUAGUUUUGAUAAAUCGCACCACCUCCGAUAAUGGUUUCUUCAAAUUGAUUUGUAAUCACGUGACAAAUGCAACGAAAAUUUACGGAUCGCAAGCAACGAGUUUAGCAACAUUGUACAAUUUUUACACAUCCACCAUGGUCAAGUCAAUUAAUCGACUGAGCGUUAUUUCUGACAUUCAAAUUAAUCACUUACUUCCAGCUCUUCUUACUGGAUUGUCGAGUUCUAUCCAAGACUUCGCUGCCGGUAGUUACAUGAUUCUUUUUAUUCUCAACACAAAAGUGAAACUCAAAGACGAUACGAUGGAUUAUCUUCUAUACAAAUCUUUUAAACGAUCUAAUAUGCACUAUGGAACGUUACUAUUUUUAAUCUCGCUUUACAAUACUUACACCAAUCCACUAACGAAGAUUUCUGACAAACUAGUCGGGCGUUUGUCAAAUUUACCCUGGUUUGUGGAAAAUCUAGUUAAAAUCAAAUCCUCCGGAGUGAAAACAUCAAAGUUUGUUGGGGCUUUCUUAGAAUGUGCUCUUCGCUCUAUUUUGAUUAAUCCGAGUGAAUCGGAGAGUAUACAAAAGACGGUGGAUGAGAUUUUUGAAAAAGUUUCCUUGGACAAGGAAGUGGAUAUCUUUUUAUCGUCUAUUUUAAGGAAUAAAUUGGUGUCUCUAGUGACGACGGAAGAGUCGAAGCAAUAUUUGAAGAAUUUGUAUAAAUCACUGGAGAAAAGUUAUCCUAGUAAAUUUGAUGGGAAUUUGAAGAAGAUUAUGGAUUCUUCCGAGAAGAGCGAAGAGGCGAAGGCGAAUUUAAAGUUUCUCAUGUCUUGGCACGAGGGUGCUAGGGAUUCGGAAGGUUCAUUGGAGAUUUUGAAUAAUCUCUCUCACGCGAAUCCAGAGCAACGAAUUUUGGCGUUGAAAGUAAUUUCGAAAAAUUCCGUAGUAAUCUCGGAAAAUUUCAAAGAAUCGAUUUACGAAACUUUGUUGGAUCGGUUCAAUGAUGAUGAGGAUAAGGUUAUUGGAGCUCUAGUCUCUUUCUCCACGAGGCGAUUGAAGGAACUGUUUUCCGUCGAUGUUUUGGUCCAGAAGUUGAUAGUUCUGGUGUCGACGUGCAGUGCGAAGAGUAGGAAAAUUGUAGCCGAACCAGCUUUGAAAAUUUUGUUGGAAAUUUGUGAGAAUGACGACGCGAGUGUGUUUCUAGUGGUGCUGCCGUAUAUCUUUCCCAUUGUUAAUGAUGACGUUGAGUUUAGUUUACAGAUUUUGGAUUCGAAUUUCGGGAGGAAGAAUAAAUUCUUCCGGGCAUUGAAAAGAGAAGUUGAGGAGGAUCUCGAGAAGAGGCAAAGCGAAUCUGGGGAGAGUCUUUCGAAUUUGGAGCAGAUUAGGAUCGUGGCUAAGGAGGAGAAGGAAUCGACGAUGAUUGCCGAGUGGUUGGUGUCUAUGAGCUUUCACAGUCUGUUAAAUAAGGAUUUACUGCCACCCACCGAUGUAAUAAUAAAUACGAUGAGGCAACAAAUGUCCGAAGGAAAUGCAGCUUUUCUAUUCUUUAAUAUGCUUCUCCUAGGUUCGGUUUGUAGAGUACCGGUGGGUUCCCUCUCGUUUGAAGUUGCCAAAGAAGCCAUCGAACUCGUUUCCAAAAUGAUAAAGAAUUACAAAAAUGUUCGACUCCUCCCGGAUACUUCCCACCUGACAGAUCAAAAAAUGCCGGAGGCUCUUGCUUUGACAACGAAAGGAAUUCUCCCACUGCAGGCUGGAACCUACGUUUUGGAAAUGAUCCACAGGCGGCUCGAUUUCAAACCCGAGAUUUUUAUGUUCGACUUCGAGAGGGACGAAGACAGAAGUCGGUUGAUUGUCAGAUUGAUUGAAAUCUACCUCGAGGGGACGAAGAACAAGAAAACGAAAGCGCAUUUCUUGUGGUGUUUGAAAAUCUUCUUUCAACGACACUUUGCGGAUUUGCAAAAUCUGAUUCGAUUUUUGUCUCAGCUUUUCAAUGAACCUGUCAAAACACAAAUUUCUUACCACGCUCUCGAGAUGACGUUCAAACUUCUAAACGACUGCAAAUCUUUCCAAUGGGUUUUUAAGGAUCAAGUGUUCAUCAGCAACUUGUUGAUAAGUUUAACAUCACGAGUCGAUAAGUGCAGAAAUAUCGCUGUUAAUAUUCUGAAAAAAGUUUCACAGACCUUCAAUCUCUCGGGAGAGGGUUUCUUCCCUUUGUUGCAGGAAUUAACAUCUCGAAAUCAUGAAAUAGACAUUGAUUCCGAUCAACUUUGUUUAAUUCUCUACUUUUUGUUAUCGCCAGAUCCGGACGUUCGUCACCUACUGAACGAUGAAGUAAGGGAAAAAUUGCUCGAGACGCAAAAAAUGCUUUUCGACAUCGUGAAGAGUGAUAAAAUUCCGAUUCAUAUCACCUCUCAACUGCUUGAUGUGCUGGUCAAUGUGAAUGGUUCGACAAUUUUGAAAACUUUGGCUCCGUUAGGAUUGAAACUUCUCGAGAAGGCGAAGACACAACCGGAUGAUAAGUACGUCAGCAUCGGCCUAACGAACAUUUUGCAAAGAAUUAACAGCAGUACGGUGAGUGCUCUCCAGUGUAAAAAUGUCUGGAAGCUCUUCGACUUGAGUCUGUCAGACCACACUUCUCAAAUUUCCGUGAAAAAUUCCAUCAAAUCGCCUAGUAUGAUAAUUAUAAAGCAGAUCGACGAGACUUUCUUCGACAACCUCCAUACGAUCUCUCCUCAAUUACAAAAGAAUUUAUUCUCGAAAUUAAUCGACGUAAUCACGGACUGUGAAGUAAGCACUGUGAGUUCAAAAGCUAGCAGAGCAUUCAGGAGAAUUCGAAUCAACGCUCAAUUUAUCGUCAACGAGUUGAAGCAAAUGACCGAAUUGGAAGAAUCAAAGAAACUUCAAGGCAGUGCAACGAAAACACGAAGGAAGUUCAUGAAUGUUUCCCAAAAUCCGGAAGUGAUCCACACGCAUAAAUGGAAACGAGGAGUAACUCUACUGGAAUUUAUCAAAACCGCGAGUAACAUUGAAAACGAGGAGAUUCUCAUUUUACCCCUCUUCGAUCUACUUCGCACUUGUCUCAGUUUCGAAAUUCAAGAUCCUGUUGAAUAUACAAAUCAACUAGUGCUCUCGGCUCUCCAUCUCCUCGCCGGGAAAUCCCUUCCAAUUCAAGGAGCACAUUUGCAUAUCGCCCUGAUAGCCCAGUGCAUCAGGAUUUCACGAAAUCCACAGACUCAUUAUUAUGCCCUGUCGCUUUUAGUCGAAUUGUUUAAGAUAGCCGACACCCAGAGUGCUCUACAUAACAUUAUGCCAAUUUUCACAUUCAUGGGUAGCUCCGUCUUGCGACAGGAGGACUCUUACUCGAUUCAAAUCACAUCGAAGACAAUAGAGACAAUUAUUCCUGUGGUGAAUUCCGGUAACGAUGAAAAUAAAGCCUGUGAAAUUCUCCGACUAUUCAUCACUUCUUUGCCCGAUAUUCCGGAACAUAGAAGAAUUCCUAUUUUUGUCAAACUUUUGCAAUUUAUGGAAAAUUAUAUUCAUCUUUAUUAUUUGUUGACGUUCGAGAGUCACGUUUUGUCACAAAGUUACGAAUUGCCUGCCCAAAGAAUUGGUGCUCAACAAAGAGCACCAGCGCAAAAAAUGGAAUUCGCUCAACAGAUUUCCUUGGAAUUCUCACCGCAGACAAUGAUCAAUAUCUGCGUGAAAUUGGUACAGUUCCUCAAAGGUUUACCCAUUGAAAUUGAUGAGGAUCAUCAGCGAAUAGGAAAAAUUCGAUUUAAAAGCAAUCAUAUAUUUAAUGUGGAGAAAAAUUCUCCGAAACAAUUGAGACACUAUAAAUACACGAUUGUUCAAUUUUUGAGUGAACUUCUCUCUCGUACUGAAUUUAUUAAUCGUAUCGCGGAAUUGGACUUGGAAGCAAUGAACGAAAUGAUGGGGGAUUUCGAUAAAUUAAUCGUCGAAUUGGUUUUGAUGAUUCAGAGUGUUUCGAGAAGUGUUGAACUUCAUCAAGGGAAACCAAAGGGGAAGUAUUGGAAGAUAUUACUGAGGCAUUUGUAUGAUAUUUUGGAUUUGGUAAAUAGUUUGUUGCCGAAUAAGGCUUUCAUUGAGAGUAUAAAGAGGCUCGUCGGUCAUGAACUCUUGAGUGUGAGGAGAAAAGCGUUAGAGUUACUGAAUGCGAGACUACAACAGAGGAACUUUGGAGAUCAGGAUCAUGACGAUUUGUUGAGUUUAAUGGACUCAUUUUCGGAUAUUCUUAAAGGUCCUCAUAAGCUGGUGAGUCAGGAGAUGGAGAUUAUUCAACAGACUGCUUUAAUUAGCAUUAAAUUGUUGGCCAAGUUCCUCGCUGCAGAGCAUCCGCAAAAUUUCAAACCCAUUCUCGAGAUGACGAUUCUUUUGGUGAAAAAUAGAAAUGGACCAGUUUUGGGAAGUGCAACAGCAUGUAUCGGAGAAUUAUGCAGUUCAAUGAGGAUUCACGCACUCUAUUCUCUCAAUAAAUUCUUCCCAGCAAUAUUGACACUGCUCGAGAAGCAAAAGUAUCAAGAAGUGCCGGACUUGAUAAUGAUAAGUGUCAUUUGUGCCCUGCAGAAAAUAGUUGACACGAUGGCUAAUUUAAUUUCGCCCUAUUUCGAUCAACUACUCUUUGAACUCGCCAGACUCAAUUCUCUUUAUACCGAUUCUGAAAAUCCAAAGAUAGGAAUAGUUGUUUCGAGACUAAAGGCAACUGGAAAUAAACUUGCAAGCUCUGUGCCUCUUCGAGUUUUAUUGCCGGCCGUAAAAAAUACCUACGACGAGCUUUUAUCUAAGAAAAAGUACAAAUACAUUGAUCCUCUAUUGGGUAUUUUGGCCGAAUCUUUCACGAACAUACAGACUUCCGAUUUAAAUACCGCCAUGCCGAAUUUGAUAGCAUUUUUCUUAAAUGCCUUGGAAUUCAGAGAGCAAAUUGGACAAUCCGAAGACAUGGAAAUUGACGAUGACUUUGGCGCUGUCUUGUCGGAUAUAAAAAGCGUGGAGGAGAGUGCGAGCAAAACUAUGGUAGCUUUAAUUUUCAAAUUAAAUGAAGAUACGUUUAGGCCUUUUUAUUAUCGAUUGUACGAUUGGGCGGCGAGAAAUCCACAGCACAAGCAUCGGAAUAUCACUUUCUAUAGGCUAUCAGCGACGAUUGCAGAUUCUUUAAAAUCGCUCUUUGUGCUUUUCGCGGGUCACUUUUUGAAACACGCAGCUUUACUUCUGAGCACGAAUAAUUUAUCGAUAAAAGAUGAAGUACAGGAAUCGACGAUUGAAGACGAAUCAAGUAGAAUUGAACUUAUUGAAGUUAUUUUAUUAACACUUCUCAGAGUCUUCUCAUACAAUGCUCACGAUUUCUUAACUCAGGAAAGAUUUAGCAUUCUUCUUCAGCCAAUAGUUGAUCAAAUUGAAAAUACCCUGGGAACAAAGGAGGAAUACGAGAAACGAUCUAAUGACUUAAUUGUUCCAUGUGUGGCUUCCUUCGCCGCUGCCACUUCUGAUGAUUCAUUACAUAAGCAACUUGUUUAUCAAAUUCUUCUCAAAUCCAGGCACACGAAGGCUUAUGUCAGAAAUUCUGCUCUUAACUCUAUUGUGGAAAUAGCGCGAAAAUUAGGAGAAGAAUUUAUGCCACUCUUGCCGGAAACAGUACCAUUCCUGGCUGAAUUAUUGGAAGACGAGGACGAAGUCACUGAGAAGAAUGCACAGAAUGCGGUAAGAACACUCGAAGAAAUCCUUGGAGAACCACUUCAAAAAUAUUUCUGAUCCCACAAACAAGCUCUUAAAAUUCUUUACAACUUAAGAAUUGCGUCAAUGUGAACUUAAUAAUUUAAUACCAGGUAUUAAUUGAAAAUUAACAUUAAGCGAUUAUAUUUUUAAUAGUUAAUUGAAUAUGAAAUUCUAAGAGAAAAUAUCUUCAUAAUUGUAGAAUAUAUUGAUAAUGAAAUUUGAAAUUGUAUUUAAGGAAACAAAGAAUGUGAGAAUAAAAUAUUACUAUUUUACGAAAAAA